Cryptomeria japonica (Japanese cedar) is the source of this 1977-nucleotide messenger RNA. RefSeq lists its product as uncharacterized. Gene Ontology annotation, molecular function: phosphatidylinositol transfer activity. The transcript has 6 exons. NCBI's taxonomy places the organism in Eukaryota, Viridiplantae, Streptophyta, Pinopsida, Cupressales, Cupressaceae. The record is from RefSeq and is a predicted model, not a curated record. The coding region runs from base 506 to 1570 and encodes 354 amino acids.
UCAAAAUAUUUAAUUUCAACAUUCAUUAUUCUGAACUUAGUAUUUGUUUCGAAGGAUAAUUGAUUCAUGGUAAGAGAAAUCCGUAGAGGGGAAAACGUUCUUCCUUAAAAUAAUCAUGCGCAUAUGUUGAAUCAGAAUUAUCCACAUGGCAAAGGUGUGCGCUGACAAAAAACAAUGUUUAAUAACGAUCCAAAAGCCGGAGGGCUCUUAAUCGACGAAUCAAAACCAGAAAUAACCAGUCAAACCCGGCUCAGUUUUAUCAUUUUUCUUAGGUGGGCAUGUGAAUAGUGAAAAAUUUCCCGUUCGUUGUCGUACACGAUAACCCAUAAAUUCGCUCAACAGAAGCUUCUGUUGCUUCUUUUAAUGCGGAGAAAAAACAACUCCUUUUAUUUGUGACAAAAAUGCUCCGUGGGCAGGAGCGUUUUGUUUGAAUGUCAGCUGCACUUUUAGAAAAUCAUCUUGCAGACAGAAAAUCGCGGAGAGAUCUGGUUUCAGACAGAUUCAAAUGAUGAUGUUAAAGAAAAAUGGAGCUAAAGGUCAAGAAACAACUAUAUCUCCUGCAGAGCAGGAAGCCAAGAUAAGAGAGGUACGGGCAUUAAUAGGACCUUUGUCAGGUAAAUUGUUGCUGUACUGUUCGGAUGAUUUACUUUCACAAUACUUGAGGGCACGCAAUUGGAGUGUUAAAAAAGCAGUUAAAAUGUUGAAAGACACUCUUAAAUGGAGAUUGGAGUACAAACCAGAUGAAAUUCGAUGGGGGGACAUAGCACACGAAGCUGAAACAGGUAAAAUCUACAGGGCAAACUAUGUUGACAAAUAUGGAAGGACUGUUCUUGUUAUGAGACCAGGGUUCCAGAACACAACAUCGUGGAAGGGGCAGAUAAAAUAUCUUGUAUACUGUAUGGAGAAUGCCAUAAUAAACUUGCCAAAGGAACAAGAACAAAUGGUUUGGUUGAUUGAUUUCAAAGGCUGGACUGCAGCUAGUAUAUCUGUGAAGGUAACACGUGAAACAGCUAAUGUUUUACAGAAUCAUUAUCCAGAAAGGCUAGGCGUGGCCAUUCUAUACAAUCCACCAAAGAUCUUCGAGUCAUUUUGGACAGUGGUAAAACCAUUUUUGGAAGCAAAGACAUACCGGAAAGUAAAAUUUGUUUAUUCAAAAGACUCAGAAAGUAUGAAGAUCAUGGAAGAAUUAUUUGAUAUGGACAAAGUAGAAACUGCAUUUGGUGGGCAAUGCCCUGUAGAAUUUAGUAAAGAUGAGUAUGGCAAACGCAUGGAAGAAGAUGAUAAGAAGACUGACUUGUAUUGGAGUUCAGCUGUUUCUCUGCCUGGUUCAAAUAACUUGACAGAGAUUGAAUUACAGUUGGAGUCAAAUGAUACUGAAUCUGGUUCUGAUAUUUCUGAAAGAGACGAUAAAUUGGAAUCAGUUGAUCUUGUGUCUGGUUCCGAUGGUUCUUCAAAAGUUGUGCCACAGGAUUCAGCUAUCACUGAAUCUGGCCUUAAUGGCUCUGGAAAGGUAGACUUUAAUUUGGAUCCUGUUAAACUUGAGGCUGGUUCCAGUAACCCUGAGAAAUAGGAAGUUUACAAUUUUAACUCUACUAACAACAAGGAAGCAUUAUAUGUUGUAGUUGUGGUAAGUGAUGACAUGCAUGCACAGAUGACAGAUUGAUUUUAUGGAAUCUGUAAACAUUUCUAUUUUCUUGUUAGUUUAAAGUUUAUGAUUGCUGUGCCUGCAACACAGCUUUCAUAAAAAAUGCCAUUGGUUGGUUUUCAUUUUAUGUUCAAGUGUAGAUUGCUCCUUUCGAAUAAGCUUUGUGAUAUGGAAUUAUAGAAGUGCUGAAGGCUGUUGCAAAAGCAAAGGAGUUUUAAAUAAGUAGUUCAGCAUGACAUGCUUACCGGUAAAUAUUGUUAUUUAUGCUAAAAGCAUAAGAAGCUAUUUUGAUUCCUUUUACUCAGGUAGUUUUAAUUUGCUAUUUCUGGUCA